CUAAUGAUAGUGAGAGAAAAAGAGAGAGAGAGAGAGCACAGCACAGCAGAGAGAGAUCUGAGCGUGUCCCGGAGCAGUCGGAAAACUCACACUGAGAAGACCUGCAGCCAUCUCGGCUUCUCUGAGGUUUAUGGGACACAGGACCACAGCAAAUAAAGGAAGGCGGGCCAUACAGGAGGGAGAGAAAAUCACCGGGGCUGAUAAGUAGGGUCCAGUUUGUCUCCAUCUCUCUCUCCGUCAGCUCUCUCGUUCAGCAUGGAGCCCAACAGCCCUAAGAAAAUUCAGUUUGCUGUUCCACUCUUCCAGAGCCAGUUGGAUCCCCAGGCGGCCGAGCAUAUUCGCAAACGCAGACCUACUCCAGCCACAUUGGUCAUCUACAAUGAGCCCAGUGCAUCAGGAGAUGACAAGCAGACUUCAAGCAAUCAAACAGAGGCCCAGAGUGCCCAGCUGUCUCCAGCCCAGAGGAAACAGAGCGUCUACACGCCACCGACCAUGAGAGGUAGAGAGCACAGCGAUAGCCAGCAAGAGGAACGAGAGAGUCAUCAUCCUCCGAGACUCUCUCAAAAACACCUGGACACACUGUCUGAGGAACCCGGAGACCUGUCACCACGACGCAAAGACACACCGUACCAGCACCAGCCACCCUUCGUCCCUGGGGUAAAGAUACUGAAAAACCAGACAGACCCAUCUUCACUUUUCCAGGAGGAAGAGGAGAACAGUCAGGAGGAAUGGAAAGACAGGCAGACAGAGUAACACUGCUUGAAUUACACGAGGAAGUGACGUCAUUUAUAAUACUGUUUUGGGAACUGUUUUUUUUUUUUUUUUUUUAGUUUAUUUUUAACCUUUUUUGUUUUUCAAAAUAGUUUGAGAGCAAAUGUCACAGUCAUUUUUGAAUGAAUACACUUACGCAAUUUCACUCCACAGUACUAAGAGGUCCAAAUGUUGAGACUGCAAACUUUUAAACUUUAAUUUAUGAAGCUUAUAUAUAUAUAUAUAUAUAUAUAUAUGCAAAAUAGAGGCUUUUUUAGUAGUGAUCUCAAACUUUUUUGUCCCCACUGUACAUUCUCUCAUAUUGUGAUUUAUUUCAUAAAAUUAACUUUCAUGUAGUUGUAUUUCAUCAUGAGUUGUAAUAUAUAUAAGCGAAAGAAAACUCAUGCUCCGCAGAUGAUUUAGCAAUACAUGGGGAGGAUUGCGAAGCCAAUCACAUCCUGCCACAUUAUUUUUGAUCACCUCAUGUGGAAAGAGCUCGGGGCUUUGAUGUAACUUUCUCUGACAGAAGCAAUAUUUUUGUAGGAAUAUGGCUGUUUUGUAUGCAGACGUGACUCUGAAUUCCCACACGGCUGUUGUACAGCCUACCGGCUCUCCAACAUGAGUGUCUGAAAAGUGGGCAUUAUACAUGGAGUUGAAGCUUGAUACUGUACAUGCUAACAUUAUUAGAGUAUUUUAGAUCUUCUGCAACACACAAGCACACACACACAAAAAUAAUCAGCUUGCAUUAAUGUGUUAUAAUACUGUCAGAAAGAGAUGUUUUUAUGAAACAUAAAGGGCAGUUUUAUUUUUUGUUUGUUUGUGUAAAUGCUUAUGAACAGAUGAGCGCUCUUUAAUAGUACUCUACUAAUAUUUUUUUGUAACAUUAAAUCUGUAGUCAAUUUGUGAAAAAAGUAUUUCCAAAAAUAUAUUGUAUGAAUUACAAAAUGUACAUUUCAACAUAUCAUUGUUGACUUUAGUAGCAUAAUUAUAAAGAAAGUAAACAAUUAUAGGCGAAUCUCACAAAAACUGUUAAGAAAUGUAGGUACAUUUCAACCAAAAAAAAUCGAAUGUAGUUUUUUUUUUUUUUGCAUGAUUUCAUUUUCAUUACAAUGAAAAUCCCCUUUAUAAUUCGUAUUAAUGCAAGAAAAAGUGAAACUGUACAAUACAUCUGUACAUUUCUAAGUUUCUGUUUCUAAGUCUUCUUUUUUUGUGUGCUUAAAUGUGCUCAAUUGUAAUGAAAAUGAUAUCAAUGAAAAUAAAUGAAUAUGGUUCUCGAGACAAUUUUUUUUCUUCAUGAGAUUAAUCCUUAUAAAACAAUUCUUUAGAUCAGCUUCAUCUGAAAGGCGUUGAGGAGUUGAUUUCAACAGAUAUUCCACGUGUGUUUCUGUCAUCCCUGACUGAUAAAUGAAAUGCAGUAUUCUGUUUUUUUUAAGCUUUUCUGUUUAAUAAACUAUAAAUAAACUUACUUUCUACAAUUUAACAGAC
Onychostoma macrolepis is the source of this 2235-nucleotide messenger RNA. RefSeq names its product protein phosphatase 1, regulatory (inhibitor) subunit 1C (gene ppp1r1c). NCBI's taxonomy places the organism in Eukaryota, Metazoa, Chordata, Actinopteri, Cypriniformes, Cyprinidae. Gene Ontology annotation, molecular function: protein phosphatase inhibitor activity. The coding region runs from base 256 to 753 and encodes 165 amino acids. Gene Ontology annotation, cellular component: cytoplasm. The transcript is spliced from 7 exons. Gene Ontology annotation, biological process: intracellular signal transduction. The record is from RefSeq and is a predicted model, not a curated record.